Messenger RNA from Aspergillus mulundensis, 879 nucleotides. RefSeq lists its product as uncharacterized. Bases 1 to 879 code for a protein of 292 amino acids. Lineage: Eukaryota; Fungi; Ascomycota; Eurotiomycetes; Eurotiales; Aspergillaceae. The transcript has a single exon. The record is from RefSeq and is a predicted model, not a curated record.
AUGUCCGACCCGGGAGAGUUGCCCGUACUGCCAGCAAGUGAUGACAUCGUCAACCCGAUCCUCCUGGGCAUCGCCUCCUUCCACGUCCUCGAGGUGCUGUUGGCCGUCUUCCAAACCUUCGAGCGCCACCAGGGGCUCUAUUUCGGCAGCAUCACAGUCUCGCUCGUCAGUCUGACCGGCUACAUUGCCAGCUUAUUCAUGAUGCACUUCUCGGAUGAACCGAACGUCCUAUCUGCGGCCGGCUACGUGCACGUGGUCUCAUAUGCAACCCUCUUAACGGCACACAUCCUGGUCCUGUACUCGCGGCUGCAUCUCGUGCUGUAUAGCCGGCGCCUCCUCCGCUGGAUUCUGGUAAUGAUAAUCGCGACCUCGGCUGCGCUCGGCCCCUUGCACAUCACGACAAUGUCGCUCUACGUGUCGACAUUCUACUCCAAGCGGUAUUAUGAUCUUGAACUGACCACCGAGUUCGUUGUUGUAUUCGGAGCUAUGGCGCGCGAGUUCUUUAUCUGUGGCAUCUACAUCGUCCAGGCAUACUGCAGCUUUCACCCGAUCGCGCAAAUGAAAGGGAAGACCGGGCGGCGCGUCUUGAUGCACUUGAUGCUUGUCCAGGCAUGUGCAAUUGCGCUGGAUAUCGGGAUUGCGGUACAGUUUUCUCAACCUGCUUUGCGCCGGGCGGCGAAUGGGUAUAAUGCACUGAUGUUCAGCAUCAAGCUGAAGAUGGAGGUUGCGGUGCUCAAUUCGCUUGUUUGUUUGCUUAAGAGUCCGAUUAUUCUUGGCUCGCGGUCGGGGUCAGAUGGCGAGCUGGAGCUGGAGGGGGGCGGGGUGAGUCUGAACUUGGGGCUUGCGGCCAGCGGCGUGACGAACAGGUCGGGACCAUAG